Messenger RNA from Eutrema salsugineum, 927 nucleotides. RefSeq lists its product as uncharacterized. The record is from RefSeq and is a predicted model, not a curated record. Bases 1 to 927 code for a protein of 308 amino acids. NCBI's taxonomy places the organism in Eukaryota, Viridiplantae, Streptophyta, Magnoliopsida, Brassicales, Brassicaceae. The transcript has a single exon.
AUGGCGCUCAAUGUUCGAAACAAACUGGGAUUCAUUGAUGGUACUAUUCCGAAACCAGCAGAUGGACAUCGCGAUUCGGGAUCUUGGUCCCGUUGCAAUGAUAUGGUAGCCACAUGGCUCAUGAAUUCUGUCUCUAAGAAGAUUGGUCAAAGCCUUUUGUUCAUCUCUACAGCUUCAGGUAUUUGGAAAAAUCUCUCUUCUCGAUUCAAGCAAGAUGAUGCUCCUAGAAUCUUUGAGAUUGAACAAAGGCUUAGCAAUAUCCAACAAGGUUCUAUGGAUGUUAGCUCGUAUUACACUGAAUUGGUGACUCUAUGGGAAGAAUAUAGAAAUUAUGUUGAGAUUCCGGUUUGCACUUGUGGAAGGUGUGAGUGUAAUGCAGCAACUCUAUGGGAAGAACUGCAGCAACGAAGCAGAGUUACAAAGUUCUUGAUGGGACUUAAUGAAUCUUAUGAGUCCAUUCGUCGUCAUAUCCUGGUUCUCAAACCAAUACCAUCCAUUGAAGAUGCUUACAACAUGGUGGCACAAGAUGAAAGGCAGAAGAUGAUGAAACCAUCGAAGCCUGAUAAUGUUGUUUUCCAGAGUUCUGGUCCUCAGUUCUCACAGGAAGCUUCUGAACAAUUGGAUUAUGCUGCAUAUGCUAUUCAAAAUGGUUAUAGGCCAAAAGCGAGACCUGUUUGUACUCAUUGUGGACAGACAUGGCAUAUUGUUCAGAAAUGUUUCAAGUUACAUGGGUAUCCUCCUGGCUACAUACCUGGUUACAAAAGCCAAGGCCAACGAGCUCUAACUCCAACUCAGAAUCAGUUUCAACCAAGAGGACAAUUUCCCAACAAUUUUCAACCUCGAGGAAAGUUUGAUAGUCAACGACCACAAGUUGUGGCCAACGUGAUGAAUGACUCAUAUCCAUAUGUACCACAGUCGCCUUCAUAG